This is a messenger RNA of Cadophora gregata, 1347 nucleotides long. It is a transcript of the gene SPE1, whose product is annotated as Ornithine decarboxylase. Lineage: Eukaryota; Fungi; Ascomycota; Leotiomycetes; Helotiales; Ploettnerulaceae. The transcript is spliced from 2 exons. Gene Ontology annotation, molecular function: ornithine decarboxylase activity. Gene Ontology annotation, cellular component: cytoplasm. The record is from RefSeq and is a predicted model, not a curated record. The coding region runs from base 1 to 1347 and encodes 448 amino acids.
AUGUCACCUUCCGCCAUCGAAACCAUUGAAACCCAACCAAGCCUUACGAAUAUCCAUUCGUAUUAUGAGAACGCAAAGAGUUCUUACGUUGAACACAACAACAAUAGUCAUGGCGCGAACAACCCAAAGAAACUCAUCGGAGAUGCUCUGAAGGAGCGAAUUGAGACUAUCGAUCACGAUGCCUGCGAGCCCGGCGACGAGGAUGCUUUCUUCGUAGCUGAUCUCGGCGAGGUCUAUAGACAGCACAUGCGCUGGAAGAAGAAUCUGCCCCGAGUCAAGCCGUUUUAUGCGGUCAAGUGCAACCCUGAUCAACGUGUUAUCCAACUUUUGGCAGCACUUGGUACUGGCUUUGACUGUGCCUCCAAGGCCGAAAUUGAACAGGUCAUCAAGGCCGAUGUUGACCCAAGCCGUAUUAUUUACGCUCAACCAUGCAAGACGAACUCCUAUGUCCGCUAUGCCUCCAGUCAUAAUGUCAAGCAAAUGACUUUUGACAACGCAGAUGAGCUCCACAAGGUCAAGAAGCUCUUUCCUGGAGCUGAGCUUUUCUUGCGAAUCUCUACCGAUGAUUCCUCCAGCUUGUGCCGUUUGAGCCUGAAGUUUGGAGCUGCCAUGGACUCCACGAAUGGACUUCUGGCUCUUGCUAAGGAACUUGAUCUGAACGUUGUUGGAGUCAGCUUCCACGUUGGUUCCGGGGCUUCUGAUCCCCUUGCAUUCUUGAAGGCUGUCCAGGAUGCCCGUAUUGUUUUCGACCAAGCUGCCGCUUACGGAUUUUCAUUGCACACCCUCGAUGUUGGCGGAGGAUUCGUAAGCGAGACAUUUGAUGCCAUGGCAAACGUCCUUCGCCAAGCCCUCGACGAAUACAUGCCAAGUCACAUCAACAUCAUUGGAGAGCCCGGCCGAUACUACGUCUCGUCAGCCUUCACACUGGCCUGUCACAUCAUCGCUCGCCGUACCAUCGAGGACCCUGUCAGCCGCGAGAAGAGCUAUAUGGUGUACCUCAACGACGGCCUUUACGGCAACUUCUCAAGCAUCAUGUUCGAUCACCAGAACCCCAUCGCACAAGUCCUCCGUACCGGAGAGCGUACUUUAUUCAACAGCGUCGCGGCCCAAGAAUCUGUCGAUGGAACCGAAUACUCUAUUUGGGGACCUACAUGUGACGGCAUUGAUCGUAUCUCCGAGAGCAUCCGCUUCGACCACACGCUCGAUGUUGGUGACUGGCUCUACUUCGAGGAGAUGGGUGCUUAUACCAAGUGCUCUGCCACUCGAUUCAAUGGCUUCAGCGAUGCUCACGAUGUCAUCUAUGUUGCCAGCGAGCCUGGCGCUAGAGCUUUGUUGGGUAUGAACUAG